AUGACCAGCACAAGGACCAACACAAGGACCAACACAAGGACCAACACAAUACGAACGACCGACUCACCUGGUCAAACCUCUGUACCGGGCUUGGAGUGGUCAUCUAGCCGGACGACUCAUUCAUCGCCAGAGAUGACCAUUUCACAAAAGAUAGGAUAUUCUGACCAAGGGUCUCCCUGGGAGGGAAUCCAGAUCGGUACUGCUCGCUCCCCAAACACCUCCUGGUAUGGACCCUCAUCACUAUUUUAUUUCAUUGGGCGCAUGAAUAGCUAUCUGGGUGCUAUUCUCCAACAGACCCAGAUGUCAAACCAAAUGGUUCUCCAUGCCACUGCGAGUACAUUAUUAAAUGGUACAAUGGAUGGAAGUCAGGAAGAGGUCUCGGCUCAGCAAGCCGCCCUUUCCGAAGAGAACCCUUUCACAGCUGGAGAAUUUCUCAGCCCAACUCAAGAAGAAUACUUUCUCGAUUUAUUCUGGAAGUCCUACCACACAUGCCUAUUCCCCAUAGUGAAUGAAGCGGAAUUCAAGGCUCAUUAUCAGUCACUUUGGGCCGCAUCAGAGCAAAAAAGGAAAUCAUGUGCGCUUGUCGAUAUUAUGGUAGCUAUUUGCAUGCAACAUGGUGUUUCCCAGCUGGACCCCCAGCAACAAAAGUCCAUAAUCGACGGGGAUCCCAGUGUCGCUGGAUGCUGGUACUUCCGACGUUGCCAUCAGAUAGUUAUUUAUCAGCUUGAAAGCCCUACCAUAUCGACUGUACAGACUCUCAUGCUGUGCUGUAUAUACCUGUGCAACGGCUCAUUUCAGAACAUGUCAGCUACCAUGGCUGCUCUUGCCGCGAGAGCAGCUUAUGCCAUUGGCCUUCAUGUCACCCCUUCGCCUACUUUACCAGCACCGCAACGUGAGCUAAGGAACCGCGUAUGGUGGGCUCUUUAUGAGCUUGACGCGAAGGUUGGAAUGAAACUUGGUCGUCCCUUUCUUCUUUCUCGUUCUGCCACCGAGCCUGAGCUUCCUGAUGAUCAACCUGAGACUUCCAAAGAUUCCGGAUCUCAUUUCGCUCAUUUGGGCGAUAGCAAAACCUGGCUCAGUUUUCAUCUCUACAGCUCGAAAAUUUUCAUUCUUGCGCGGGAGAUACACGAAAAGUUCUAUGAGAGGGAUCUCAAUCUGACUCAAGGUCAGGUCAUUUGGGACCACCCCCAGUUGUUGGAAUCACACGCCGAGUUUGUACAGGCUCACGCGGGAAGCCUAUACCAGUGGGUAGACGAAGUACCCAACGCUCUCAAGACAGAUCGAAAGGAGAACGGAACGCCCUUCUCUACAGAUGGAACCAAACUCAAUAUCGAGCCAUUUGCACCGAUCUGGCUCCAGCGCCAGCGUCUUAACUUGGAAUUGAUAUACCACACCCUAUCGAUCAACAUCCACCGACCUUUCAUAUCCUUCACCCCCGGACCUACCAUGAGUAUAACUGAAAACAUGGCCACUAAAUGUGCUCUUCAUGCAAUGGCACUCAUUAACAUAAUACAUCAAACGCUAUCUUCAACAACCAUUCUUACUGGCUGGCACGAGGCUUUUCAAUGGCAGUGGAAUGCAUCCAUGACUGUUGUCGGUUUCGUACUGGCUUACCCCCGCGGGGUCUUAGCUCCUAAAGCGAUUCAAGCGAUUGAACUGUCCAUCGCUGUUUGCGAGAUUUUCGGAGAAAAAUUCUCUGUCGCGAACAGUGCAGCAACAAUCCUACGAAACCUUGGUCCCAAGAUCAACUUCCUGCAACAGUAUCAUUCAGACAUUCACCCUACGCUACAGGAAGCUGGGACCGAGCAAGAAAUGCACACGGAUGGAAUGAUCAAGCCAGCAGCUGGUACUGAAUGGCUUGAUAAUCUCAUGGGUGGGUCCUCAGAGCUCGAUAGCUCUCUCAUGAUGCCGAUGCAAGAUAUGUUCCAGAUGGCGUAUUCAAUUGAGCAGUGGAUUGAUUUGGAUAAUUUGUUACCGACAUUGGAAGGUGAAUCAUGGAAUAUGCAGGGCCCUAGUUUAGGUACCUUUUGA
Penicillium malachiteum is the source of this 2031-nucleotide messenger RNA. Its product is annotated as fungal specific transcription factor domain-containing protein. The transcript has a single exon. The coding region runs from base 1 to 2031 and encodes 676 amino acids. Gene Ontology annotation, biological process: DNA-templated transcription; positive regulation of transcription from RNA polymerase II promoter by galactose. Lineage: Eukaryota; Fungi; Ascomycota; Eurotiomycetes; Eurotiales; Aspergillaceae. The record is from RefSeq and is a predicted model, not a curated record. Gene Ontology annotation, molecular function: zinc ion binding; RNA polymerase II cis-regulatory region sequence-specific DNA binding; DNA-binding transcription factor activity, RNA polymerase II-specific. Gene Ontology annotation, cellular component: nucleus.